This is a messenger RNA of Drosophila busckii, 894 nucleotides long. RefSeq lists its product as uncharacterized. Gene Ontology annotation, molecular function: lipase activity. Bases 1 to 894 code for a protein of 297 amino acids. The transcript is spliced from 7 exons. The record is from RefSeq and is a predicted model, not a curated record. Lineage: Eukaryota; Metazoa; Arthropoda; Insecta; Diptera; Drosophilidae.
AUGGUUUUCCAACAGCGGGCCUUGAAGACGGAUGUGCAAAAAACUAUGGUUUUACAAUUCUUUAAAAAUAAUACAAAAACUAUGGAAACAUCAGUGCCGUUACUAGAAAAUGCUUUGCGCGGUUCGGACUGUAAUCCCACAGAUAAAUUUGCUAUUAUACUUCAUGGAUGGAUUCAAAGCUGCUCGGACGACUGGGCAUUAGCAUUAAUUGAACGUCUAAGCUUUUAUCGUGGAGGCUGCGUUAUUUGCAUUGAUUACAGCAUUAUAGCAAGUUCUUCUUAUAUGCGUUUAUACUCAAAGUUUAAGGGUAUUACUGAAUCUAUAGUUUCAAUUAUAAAAUCUUUAUUUAAAAAUGGCUUUGAUCCUAGUCAAGGCUAUUUAUUUGGCUUCAGUUUCGGUGGACAACUGGCAUCUGCAGUAGGCCGCUCGCUACAACCCCAUUUUAUUAUACAAACAAUAGACACUUGCGAUAUGGCUGGACCAGGCUUCGAUCCUAUAACCGUUGAUCACUCUACGGCGGGCAAGCAUGUGCAGUGCUUUCACUCCAGCCGCGACAAAGGGACGCUCAUAUAUUCCUGUCAUAGAAACAUUAUGUUGGGCAGCUGUGGACUUAGUCAGCCAUCUGUGGCAAGCCAGCAACAUCUGGGCAGUCAUGGCUUAUGCGUUGACAUUUAUAUUAAUUCGUUUGAUUAUCCUUUUUAUGCGCUAAAAACUCCUCCAGCGGAAUGUAUACCGUUUAAAACAGAAUCUAAUGUUCCCAAUGACUACACAGUGGGUUAUGAGGAAAAUUUUAACACGCAAGUGAUUGGUAGAAUCUAUGUACCGACAAGCUUACACUAUCCAUACAACUUAUCAAAAAGAGAACUAAAUAAAAUAUAUGCAAAUAAUUUAUAG